UUUUUUUUACAUUUCGCAUUUCGUCCUUUUGAAUUCAAGUUUUCCCAUUUGCACUUUUUCCUCAUUCUUUUUUGUCUCAUUUUCUUCUUGAUACAAGCCUGUGUUAACUUUCUGACUUUGUCUUUGUUAUCCAAAACCACGGAAUCUCUUUCUUUAAUUUUUCUUACCCGACUCUCUUCUCUUUUCUUCUCUUUGUCUUGUCUUUUUCUUUCAUUCGAAAACAGUAACUUGGGCGCGGUUUUUUAUAUUUGUUCUUUGUCCAUUUUGGCUUUACCAUAGCGCAACUGCCACCAGGAGGAGCGCUCAAAGCGAGCACAUUCAACACACGAGUCAGCAAAUUUAUCAACGACGCAGUACAGACAGGACGGGGCGAGAAGCUCUCGGAUAUUGUUGUUUUUUCGUUCCCACACACAUACACAAAUUCAAAAUUAACUUGACGGGGCGGCUCAGGAAAUGACCCCUGCUGAUUCGCAGGUGAGAGUGAAGGUGUACCAGCUGGAGAAAAGCUCCGUUUGGGUUGACAAAGGGACCGGGUUUUGCACACUGGAGGACUGCCAGGGCGUUCUUCACCUCAAUGUCGUUUCAGAGACCGAGCUCGAUCGCAAGAUACUGGACUGCGCAGUCCAGCGAGGAGAGGUGUACCAGCAGCAAGAAGCAACGCUGAUUGUGUGGACCGAACCCACUGGAGAGGACAUGGCGCUCAGCUUCCAGGAACAGGAGGGCUGCCUAUCGAUAUUGAACCAAAUUAUCGAGUUUGAAAAUGUCAUAGACGAGCAUGCAAACAGAGGGAGCAGUCCAUCAGCGAUGUCAAACGAUUACAUUCUUCCGCAGCCAACCAUGUCGGCGCUAGGCGAGAUUGAGCAUAUAAUUGCGGAGGCCAGCCAUUCAAUUUUUUUACGCGACAAGGUAGUGUCACAUAUCGUCAACACGAACUAUUUAGAGCAGCUGUUUGCGCUCCACGAGGCGUGCGAAGACUUGGAUGCCACAGAGGAGUUACACCAAUUAUACAACAUCAUGCGGCAGGCAAUCUUGCUGAACGACUCGCUGAUAUUCGAGUCCAUCAUCAAGGAUGAACACAUCAUCGGGGUGGUCAGUUUGCUAGAGCACGAUCCGCAGCAACAUGUGGAGCGCGGCACAUUCCGCAAUUUCUUGCGCGGCAACGCGCGGUACAAAGAGGUUGUACCAAUCGACGACGUGGAAAUGGAAAGCAAGAUCCACCAGACGUUCCGGCUGCAGUACCUGAAGGACGUUGUUUUACCACGCAUCCUGGAUGAUGGCACGCUGCCGAUAAUAAACGCUCUAAUUUACUUCAACCACGCACAGAUCGCCAAUUACUUGCAGCACAACGAGCGGCUUCUCAAGGACCUCUUUGGCUUGCUGCACAAGUCAGAGGACGCGGAGAAGAAGAGGGACGUGGUAUAUUUUGUGCGACAAUUCUGCUCGCUGGCGAGGAGUCUGCCUGUGUCGUACCGGAUAGGGCUGUAUCGGACGCUGGGCCAAUACGGGAUGUUUGCUGUUUUUGAAUAUGCGCUUUCGGCGGACAAUGACAUGGAGCUGCAGGCAGCGGGUGCAGAUGUGAUCCUGUCGGCAUUGGAGCAAGACCGUGCGUUAGUGAGGUCGUAUGCGAUGGAGCAGUCCCGGCAGCAGCACGACAACCCAAACUUCAUUGACUUGGUCAUUCAGGGUAUACAGAGGCAUAUCGGAAGCGAGGUUCAAAUCCAUUGUUGUGAGAUUAUGCGUAUUAUCCUUGAUGUCACCCAACCACCACUGCCACAACAGCACCAACAACAACCACCAACACAAGACGCGUUAGAUGUGUCCUUGACAUCUGGCGACCGCCCCGGCAGAGAUGCAUGCGAGAGCAGCAUGGAUGAUUUUAUUGCCAUGUUCUACGGCGCCUUCGCACACAGCACUAUGGAACCGCUUCUGGCGCUGACUGUGAAAUCAGUGCAGGGUAUUGGAUCCAAGGACAAAUGCAUCCCACUCCUCUUAUUUCUCUGUGAGACGCUCUCAACGUGCGUCCGGUUUCACGGCUACCGUGCUCGCAGCUUUGUGUUUGCCUCAGACGUGGCCAAGAAUGUGGUACUUUUGCUCGAUGCCAAGCCCAACUAUCUCAAGCUGGCAGCUUUGCGAUUCAUCCGAGUCUGUGUGGGGAUCCAGGACGACUCAUACAACAAGUACCUGGUGGGCCACCGGUUGUUUGACCCCGUCAUCGAGCUCUUUCUCCGGGUGCACUCGCGCGAUAACCUGAUAUCGUCAGCCUGCCGCGAGCUGUUCAAGUUUAUAGCUAUAAACCGCAUUGCUUUACUGCUUUCGCAUUUGACCAAUGUUCACUCAAAGACGCUGGGCCCCGCAAGAGAAACGCUAGAGAUGCUACGCCAAGCGUACGUGGAGCAUCUGGCGGAAGUGGAGCGCAUUAAGAGUGGUGGGUCAGAGCCGUCCACGCCGAUAAUCAUUUCCGGCGGGAGGAGAAAGAGUGCAGUGUCGAUAAACAGUUUAACAGACAGAGAAUUACAGCGCGUGCAGGGUAACAACGGCGCGGCUGGCCACGACAUCGGCCCCGAACAGUGGGUGGGAGGCUCAGCAGCGGAUGAGAUGGAGGACGCGUACCUCGAGGCCUCGGACCUGGACGAUUCUAUUGACGUUGUAGACUCGCAAUCACCAGAGCUCAAGGGCUUACAGGACUGCCUUGUUCUAUAUUCUGACGCUACAACAGAAGCUAUUAAAGUGGCUGAUACUACCAGUGCAGAUAAUCCCGCGGUAUCCCAGCCACGCACACCCGACGCUUCGCCUCCGCCGUUGCUCAAGAAGUUCAGUUCGACCGACGGCAAUCUUCUCGACGCGUCGCGCAAUAACAGCGCCGUUCUGACAAUUGCUGAUGCAUUCCCCGACAGCAAGCCUGUCGCAGGCAGGCGGCGACUGAUGGGGACAAAGCGCGCAGUCAUUGGAGGCAUGCACAAGGGCUCGCUAUUCAGGAAUUCCAAUGGGAGCGCGACAUCGUCUUCUGAAAUUGGAUCGGCGGCGGCAGCGAUGCCGCCUCUGGGAAAGCGGGGGCGCACAAUGGCGAGCGGGAUAGUGCAUAUGGAGCAGAAUGCAAGGUUGGUCUCGCUAUCUAAUGAUGGUCAGGGAUCACAGACUACCCGUGCAAGCUGCAGUAAUGAUGGCGUGCGCUUGCAGGGCUCUAAGGCUCUCUCAUCGCCCAAUGGUGCUGUGGGAAUGGUAGGCGGCAGUACUGGGCCAUCUGAUAACCCGUCGCCGCCAAAAAAGGCCAAAACUGCAUCGCUGUAGUUUUAAAAUUUUGAUUGUAUGCUUUUCGCCUCAUGUCGCCUCAUGUAUAAAAUAGAUAGUAUAAGGCAUUUUAAUAGUUAUUACAUUUUAUGAAUCGAACCCCCGAUAGAUAGCAUGUCAGUAAGGCCGUGUAUGGUUAGUAUUGAAAGGCCAGUUGUUUAUGCUUUGGCAAUGGAGAGAAAAUAUAUACAUUGAGCGAGAUAUAAAACAAGUAAAAAACAAACAAA
This is a messenger RNA of Kickxella alabastrina, 3515 nucleotides long. Its product is annotated as component of IIS longevity pathway SMK-1-domain-containing protein. Gene Ontology annotation, biological process: protein dephosphorylation; DNA damage response. Gene Ontology annotation, cellular component: protein phosphatase 4 complex; nucleoplasm. The coding region runs from base 454 to 3288 and encodes 944 amino acids. The transcript is spliced from 5 exons. Gene Ontology annotation, molecular function: protein phosphatase activator activity. The record is from RefSeq and is a predicted model, not a curated record. Lineage: Eukaryota; Fungi; Kickxellomycota; Kickxellomycetes; Kickxellales; Kickxellaceae.